UUAUAUAAACAGUUUUGUUGAUAAAGAUUGAUAACUGUUAAAAAGAUUUGAUUUAACAAUUACUUAUUAACUUAAACUUUAUUAAAUUAGUGUUUUAAUGCAUUAUCAACGAGUUGUGUAUAUCAAAAAGUGAUUUGAAUGUUAUGAUGAUGGACACUUCGAUAAUUAACACCCCGGUUGCUAGGUUGAGUGUUGGCGGGAUCAGCAGUCCUUUACGUAGGAGAAGUCUUAUAGCGCAAAAAAAUCGGAUAAACAGGGACGAGGAACGUAAUGAUGACGAUGCUGAGCGUUCGUCAUUGGUGGCGUCGGAGCGUGCCCUGGUCACAUCCACACCACUGGCUUCUCCCGGACGGAGUAAAGACACAAUGUCAUCAUCACCGCAGAAAGAACAUUUCCAAGGCUGUCUCAAAUUGUAUGCAGAAAAUAAAAUCAACAAAGAUAAUGCAUGGAAUCUGCAGCUGAUAGACUUCAUGACGUCAAUGUUGCGACGUCACGACGCGCGUAUGGACAACCUGCAGACUGCCUCUACUGUGGUGGACGCAUCCGCACGCAUCUACUCCUACAGGGUGGACGCAGUGCAUUAUGAUGUGCUUAAAAUGGCCGGAGGACUUAGCAAAGCUGCUCAGGCGAAGCGAGGUAAGAAAGAUGACAAUGAGGAGGUUGGUGAGGAGCCGGCAGACAGCGCCACCGUUAAAAAGAAAAAGAAGAGAACUAAGGGUGCCAUCGCAGCCAACCCUGAAGUCUUUAAUGGAGAUUUUGAUUCUAAUGAUUUUGUUGAUCCGUUUUUCGAGAGGCUGGGGGCAACCGCGGGCGAUGUCACCUCCUCCAAUAGAGCCUUCAAUGCCACCCUGCCUAUACAUGAUGACACCUUAGCACUUAUAUUGAGAACGGAUACUCCGUACUUGGAGCCAAUCAGCAAUGAAUCAGAAUAUUUGGAGCUGAGCGAGAAGAUGACGCUGGCGAGCAGGCUGUUGCCCGCCUUCACCAGCGCGGACCGCAUCUGCGAACCCUUCGCCGCAUUCUCCAUCACCAACUGGGACCCUGACACGGAGUACACCGAGAGCCGCGUCAGCAAGUGGGUGGAGGAGCGGCUGAACCUGUCGCAGCAGGCGCUGGCCUUCGACGUCAACGCGGACGUCGAGCCCAUUCCGCACGACGACCUGCACAACGAUCUCUUCGGUAACCUCAAGGACCAGCAGCCGGAGGAGAUCGGAGACAUGCUGGAGCCUCCCACCAAGGUGGCGAAAAUCUUCAUACCUUACGCGAUGAGAGCAAAAAAGGUGGAUAUGAAGCAAUUAAAACAUUGCACGUGGAGGAUGCUGACCAAUAAGAGUAAAGAAGGUGAAAAGGAGGAGGUGACGAAUGAAAAAGGACUAAUACUAGAAAAACAUGAUGAUUUAAAAGAUAUCGGCAUUAUAGGACUUAUUAAAUAAUUAAUGUAAUUUUUUUGUUGAAUACUCCUAGAUUGUAUUAUUUUUUAUGAAUUUAUGUAGAUGUAAGUUUUCUGAUUAAAAUA
This is a messenger RNA of Papilio polytes (common Mormon), 1516 nucleotides long. It is a transcript of the gene barr, whose product is annotated as condensin complex subunit 2. Lineage: Eukaryota; Metazoa; Arthropoda; Insecta; Lepidoptera; Papilionidae. Gene Ontology annotation, cellular component: condensin complex. The transcript is spliced from 10 exons. The record is from RefSeq and is a predicted model, not a curated record. Bases 144 to 1433 code for a protein of 429 amino acids. Gene Ontology annotation, molecular function: chromatin binding. Gene Ontology annotation, biological process: mitotic chromosome condensation.